Mercenaria mercenaria is the source of this 1807-nucleotide messenger RNA. RefSeq names its product transcriptional regulatory protein AlgP-like. The record is from RefSeq and is a predicted model, not a curated record. Lineage: Eukaryota; Metazoa; Mollusca; Bivalvia; Venerida; Veneridae. The transcript has 2 exons. The coding region runs from base 14 to 1570 and encodes 518 amino acids.
AGUACACUCUGCAAUGUCUGCCAGUCCUGUUUCUGAAAGAUCAACCUCAGCAAAACAUAAAACUUCUUACUUUGGAAAACCAGUAACAAGGAAAUGUGUCAGUGAAGAACCAGGAAGACAAAACUGCGUAAAGUCUGCUCCGGGAAGAACAACUUCUGAAAAAUGUGGAACUCCUGUUUCAUUAAGAGUAGCCACAGUCACGAUGCCAGGAAGACAAGUUGUGCAAGUAGUUGCUACUGUGACGGGAAGAGAAUUUAUAAAAACACACGAAACAGACAGACCAGCAGAUGCCAAGCCUGACACUCAUGUGACGAAAAGAUCAGCUUCUGUAAGACAUGUCACUCCUAUGGGCAAAAGAUCAGCUUCUGUCAAGCCUGAUACUCCUGUGACUGGAAGAUCAGUCUCGGUCAGGUCUGAUACUCCUAUGACUGAACGAAAAGCUUCUGGCAAGUCUGACACUCUAGUGACUACAACGACAGCUUCUAUAAAGCCUAACUCUCCUUUGACUGAAAGAACAGCCUCCGCCAAGCCUGCUACACCUGCCACUGGACGAACAGCCUCUAAAACUCCUGUAACUAGGACAGCCUCUGCAAAGACUAACACUACUUUGACUAGAAAGACAAUCUCUGCCACUCAUGUGACUGAGAGAACAGUCUCCGCGAAGCAUGACACUUCUGUCGCUGGAGUUACUUAUGUUGCCACAAGAACAACCUCUGCCAAACCUGUCACUCCCUGCACUGAAAGAACAGCCUCUGCCAUGUCUAACAUGUUUGUGAUAAGGAGAGCCUCUGGAAAGCCUAACAGUCCCGUGACUGGAAGGACAGCCUCUACCAAGCCUGCCACUCCUUUCAUUGAGAGACCAGCCUCUGCCAGGUCAAACUCUCUUGUAUCAAGGACGGCCUCUGGGAAGCCUAACACUCUUUUGACUGGAAGGACAGCCUCUACCAAGCCUACCACUCCUUUCAUUGAGAGGCCAGCCUCUGCCAGGUCAAACACUCUUGUGACAAGGACGGCCUGUGAAAAGUCUAACACUUCAUUGACUGGAAGGACAGCCUCUACCAAGCCUGCCACUCCUUUCAUUGAGAGACCAGCCUCUGCCAGGUCAAACACUCUUGUAUCAAGGACGGCCUCUUGGAAGCCCAACACUCCUUUGACUGGAAGGACAGUCUCUACCAAGCCUGCUUCACCUGUCACUGGACGAACAGCCUCUGCCAAGUCUAACACUCCUGUGACUAUGACAGCCUUUGAAAUGGCUAACACUCCUUUUUCUGGAAAAACAGCCUCUGUCAAGCUUGCAACUCCUGUCUCUGAGAAACCAGCCUCUACAAAGCCUGCAACUUCUGGGACCAAGCAGGGAGCAUCUAUGAAACCUUCCUCUCCUGUAACUGACAGAUUAGCUUUAUCAAAGCCUGACACUUCUUUGACGGGAAGAAAAUUCGUUACAAAACUAACUCCUGGACGCGUUCCCACUGCUAAACACUCAAUACCAGCGCCCACACCACCCAGGCCACGCAGUGGAUCUACCAAAAACCAAAUCAGCACGGUCUCGGAAAGGGUCGAUGUUGUCUGAUUCCAUUAAUGAUGCCGCUUCAGUUAGAUCUCGAGUGUAGUCUGCUACUCCUGUGGGCCACAUGACCGUUAGUGCCAAUGUUUCAGUAUCGUCUAUCAGCAACGCCUCGGAUAAGACCAUCCGCACUGUCGAUGACGAUUUUGAGUGCGAAACUACCCCAAGCCGAAAUCCUUUGUCCGCAUCUGAUAAUAAUGUUACAAAAUAUGUGUUUGAUUGAAUAAAAACUUUGAAAAUGUA